GGCGCUCCCCGGGGAGUACUUCCGGUGAUAGUAUUUCCUGUCAGUGUUUGUAAACUGAGAAAAAAAAUUGGAAGUGCGACAAGAAUUAAUAAUCUUCAGCGGUCUUUAAAUCGAACGACUUGGGCCCCCGAUGAUUUGGGGGUGUGUGUGAUCUCUUCUGUCACCCUUCAUCCUGAGUGAAGCCCCUCCCCCUCUGUCCCCUCAAACACACACGCAUUCAAACCACGGCGAUGACACACCAUUCCAACAAUUCAGUCCGAGACCAUAUGAAAUGGGCUGGUCUGCUUGGCUGUGAGGCAGUGUUGUCCAGCAUGGCCCUGAUGCAAGCCAACAAUAUCCCGGGCCAGAAGAAGAUGAUGUCAUCCAUGGGUCAGGGACACAGAGCCAGCCCCGAGAGCCACCAGACGCACUCACAGCACAGCCUCAACCACCAUGGACACCACCAGGUUCACCAUGGACAGGCCCACCACAGUCACAUGGGACACCCCUCAGGAGGGACCUGUCCCCCCCUGGUGAGAGAUGAGACAGAUGGAGAUGAGCUAAUACGAAAAGACGGAGACUAUCACACAUCAAGGAUUAUUGAGAGUAAGGACGUCCAGACGAACCAGAAUUUGCAACCCAAGAAGAAACACAAAAAAUCUUCCCACAAAGUCAAAGAGAAAGUAGAGCAGUUACUGCCGCAGAUUGAUAUGAACGAUGACAGUCCCUUCAAAGUCCAGAAGAACUUCAUCUGUGACCACUGCUACGGGGCUUUCCGGAGUAGUUACCACCUCAAGCGACACAUCCUCACACAUACAGGGGAAAAGCCAUUUGCCUGUGAUGCGUGUGACAUGCGUUUCAUUCAGCGUUACCACUUGGACAGACACAAGAGGGUGCACAGCGGAGAGAAGCCUUACCAGUGUGAUAGAUGCCAUCAGAACUUUUCACGGACCGACAGGCUGCUGAGGCAUCGGCGUCUGUGUACAGCUCGGGUGAGUAAAGAGGAAAACCAGUUCCAGGAUGUGUCUCCCCAUACGGCUUCGUGGAGCCCCCUACAACCCUCCAACAGCCGUCUGACUGUCUGAUCAGCGUCUCCUAGCACCCAUCUGCAGCUCAGUACCCCUUCUUCCUGGAGUCUGAAUCUAAAACUAACCUUAAAUCCACCAAACUUGAGUUUGCUCUCACCAGCACAUUCAUGGAGCUCAAUACUGGAUUGUUUGUAUUUUUCUACUUAUUGUUACCUUCAUAAUCCAAGCAGGAAGGUAUGGACAAACCUAAUGCCCAUUUAUGCUCACUUGACAUUUGUAAAUAUGUUCAUCCAUCUUCCUUGCGUCCAAGUCUCUUUAAGCAUUGUCCCUUUGCCCAGUUGAGAUGUUUAUAAAUAUGUACACAUUCACACAGCCUCUCAUCAACAGGUUUUCCCAUUUUCCCCCCCACUGGGCAUGUAGAUAUGCAUCUGUAAGCUCUCUGUUAUUAAUACUCACCACAUCAACACAGAGGGCAGACAAAAGUGUCUUGUCUGUUUGCAUUUGCAGAUCGAAUGCCGAGCAUAAAUGGGCUCUUAACAGAUGGAGAUAAUUGGAAUAAUCUUUGGUUUGCUGAAGGCUGGAAGUGAUAAGUGAUCAGAGGACAUGCAGGACUUUGUUUGACCUUUUUAACAUUUUAUCCGCCUGUUACCAAACAUUAAAGAACACACAUUAAAACUCACAACAUGUUUGUCUAAAAUCAUCUUAGGUACUGCUAAAAAAAUCUUCUGAUCAGAUAUUGUAGGUCCGUUCCAGCUGAGUUACUUCAUUGUAGUGAAUGUACAAGGUAGAUGUAUAACACAUACAGAUCUAAUCUACUACGACCAAUCAUACAGCUCUAAAACAGGAACAACAGCUACACUCGUGUGUAAAAUUAUCACCUGAAAGUGGAGUUUAUCUCAUAAUUUAAUACCUGCAUUAAUGCAGUUGUGUAGUGACUGUUAAUACUUCUGAUCCUCAGUCAUAGCAAAGCAUCCAUUUAGUUGUUAAAGCUACAGAUUUUUACAGGAACCCAGAUUAUCAGACGUUUGUGAUUAGUGCCACCUGUAGAAAUCUGUGACACUAUCUCAUGAGCUUAAAACACUGUUUUUAUUUUUAUUUUUUCUCUGUAGUGUUUAUAGAUUUGUUUCCUUUUAUAGUUUUAAAACAUGAAAUUAGAAAUGGUUUUGUAUCACUGGAUUAAUUAAACUCUUAAGUACUGGA
Messenger RNA from Nothobranchius furzeri (turquoise killifish), 2207 nucleotides. It is a transcript of the gene znf740b, whose product is annotated as zinc finger protein 740b. Gene Ontology annotation, biological process: regulation of transcription by RNA polymerase II. The record is from RefSeq and is a predicted model, not a curated record. Gene Ontology annotation, cellular component: nucleus. Gene Ontology annotation, molecular function: DNA-binding transcription factor activity, RNA polymerase II-specific. NCBI's taxonomy places the organism in Eukaryota, Metazoa, Chordata, Actinopteri, Cyprinodontiformes, Nothobranchiidae.